Molecule: messenger RNA, 1815 nt
Organism: Castor canadensis (American beaver)
Lineage: Eukaryota; Metazoa; Chordata; Mammalia; Rodentia; Castoridae
Gene: Il22ra1
Product: interleukin 22 receptor subunit alpha 1
Biological process (GO): cytokine-mediated signaling pathway
Cellular component (GO): plasma membrane
Molecular function (GO): cytokine receptor activity; protein binding
Source: RefSeq, a predicted model, not a curated record
GGAGCCAGCUGCCAAGGCGGCAAGACUUCCAGCCCUACGUGCAGGGCCCAGGAUAGUGGCCCAAAGGGGCCCUGGACUGGGCUGAUGAGGACACUACUGACCAUCCUGGCUGUGGGAUCCCUGGCUGCCCACAUCACCGAGGACAGCCCCAAGCUUCUUCAACACGUGAAAUUCCACUCCAGCAACUUUGAAAACAUCCUGACGUGGGAGAGCGGGCCUGAUGGCACCCCAGACACAGUCUACAGCGUGGAGUAUAAGACAUACGGAGAGAGAGAGUGGCUGGCAAAGAUGGGCUGCCAGCGGAUCACCCGCAAAUCCUGCAACCUGACCAUGGAGACCGGCAACCUCACCGAGCUCUACUAUGCCAGGAUCACGGCCAUCGACCCAGGAGGCCGGUCAGCCACCAAGAUGACGGACCGGUUCAGCUCUCUGCAGCACACUACCAUCAAACCACCUGAUGUGACCUGUGUCCCCAGAGUGAGAUCCAUUCAGAUGAUCAUCCAUCCUAUCCCCAUCCCCAUCCACGCCGGAGACGGCCACCAGCUGACCCUGGAGGAGAUCUUCCACGACCUGUUCUACCGCCUAGAGCUCCGUGUCAACCACACCUAUCAAAUGCACCUUGGAGGGAAGCAGAGAGAAUAUGAGUUCUUUGGCCUGACCCCGGACACCGAGUACCUUGGGACCAUCAUGAUUUUGGUUCCAACCUGGUCCAAGGAGAGCUCCCCCUACGUGUGCGGAGUGAAGACGCUGUCAGACCGGACCUGGACCUACUCCUUCUCAGGUGCCAUCCUCUUCUCCAUGGGCUUCCUCGUUGCCGUGCUCUGCUACCUCAGUUACAGAUACAUCACCAAGCCGCCUGCGCCUCCCAACUCCCUGAAUGUCCAGCGAGUCCUGACCUUCCAGCCUCUGCGCUUCAUCCAGGAGCACGUGCUGACCCCUGUGUUUGACCUCAGUGGCCCCAGCAGCCUGGCCCAGCCUGUCCAGUACUCCCAGGUCAUGGUCUCCAGGCCCAGGGAGCCCCCGGGAGCCACACAGCUGCACAGCCUGCCUGAGAUCACGUACCUGGGACAGCCAGAUGUCUCCGUCCUUCGGCCCUCCACCCUGCCACCUCGCCAGACACUCCCUCCGCCUGCAUAUGCCCCAAAUGGUACCCCUGAAGUCACGCCCCUAUCCUAUGCCCCUCAGGUCGUACCUGAAACUAAAGCCCCAUUCUACACCCCACAGCCGGUCUGUAAGGCCCAGCCUCCCUCCUAUGCCCCCCAGACCACUCUGGACAGCUGGCCUGCUUCCUAUGGGGUGUGCAUGGAUGGUUCUGGCAAAGACUCCCCCUCUGGGACUCCCAAACAGCUCAGACUGAAAGGUCAGCUCCAAAAAGAGGCACCAGCUGGCUGCUGCCUCCCAGGUGACUUUUCUCUACAGGAAGUGACUUCAUUGGCCAUGGGGGAACCUCAAGAAGCAAAAUUACUCCCCCAGCCUCUGGAGGUUUGCAUGGACAGAGCACCUGACCUGGAUGUGCUAUGCAGUGGGGACCUAGGGACACCACAGUACCUAAAGGGUCCACUCUCCCUCCUCUCCUCUGUCCAGAUUGAGGGCCACCCGGUCUCCCUCCCUUUGCACUCUCCUUCCCUUUUGUGUUCCCCCUCAGACCAGGAGCCAAGUCCCUGGGGCCUGCUGGACUCCCUUGUGUGUUCCAAGGACGAAGGUCCAGUGGCUGAGGCUGAGGCCAAGUGCCCUGGGGCCUCAGAGCUGGAGCAGCCCAUGGAGCUGGACUCACUUUUCAAAGGCCUGGCCUUGACAGUACAAUGGGAAUCCUGA